AUGUCACUGGAUGGUAUAAUCAACGGAUAUACUGUUCUGAAUCUGAAUCAUUCAAGCGAUCGUUUCAGUAUAUACAACGCCAAAGAUCGCAACGGGAGCCCCUGCUUGUUGAAAGUGUGUCACGAUGGCGGAUCAAAGCAAACAGCUUAUAAACAGGCCACCAGCGAUGCCAUGCUUGAAUCGUUCAUCUACAACAACAACGGCGAAGAAAUACAAUGCUAUAUCUUCCCUACAAGCACGCUCGACUAUUUCACCUGUAACCAAUCAUCAAACCCAACUAAGUCACACCAGUCAAGACUGAAGACACUGAAGUCUGGAAUACGAUAUGAGCUUUUGAAAACACCUACUCCGGAUGGUGGUAUGCAAUUCGCUUGUCAUUCCAGCGAUGAUUGUGACGACGACGAUAAUGAUGACGAUGAUGACGAUGAAGAAGAAGAAGAAGAAGAAGAAGAAGAAGAAGAAGAAGAAGAAGAGCUGGAGAAUAGUGACUCCGAUAGUGACGAGGAUGAGGACUUGGAAGUAAACAUAAUUGUCCAUGACGAUAUCGCUAAAUGCCCCUUGGAACCAAUCCUGAAUUCAAAAAAUCAGCCUAACGCGGAACUGGAAUACAUACAUACCUCACAGGAGCAUAUACAUUUUGUGAAUAAUCCCGUUUUACAGCGUGUGUGUCACAGACAACACAGACCAAUUGUACGAACACCAGUACCAAAGUCCUGCCCUGCAUACCACGAUGGUGUCCAGGAUAAUAUACAACAGAAGAAAUUGUCGUGUCAAAAGGGGCAGUUUGAACUUCAAAUGCUACAGAGCUCGAUGCUUAAGAGAAGGUCUACCUCAAGUGCUGGACAUUAA
Nakaseomyces glabratus is the source of this 849-nucleotide messenger RNA. RefSeq names its product Hal1p (gene HAL1). Lineage: Eukaryota; Fungi; Ascomycota; Saccharomycetes; Saccharomycetales; Saccharomycetaceae. The record is from RefSeq and is a predicted model, not a curated record.